This is a messenger RNA of Hipposideros armiger (great roundleaf bat), 1163 nucleotides long. RefSeq names its product phosphoribosyl pyrophosphate synthetase 1 (gene PRPS1). Bases 155 to 1111 code for a protein of 318 amino acids. Gene Ontology annotation, biological process: purine nucleotide biosynthetic process; ribonucleoside monophosphate biosynthetic process; 5-phosphoribose 1-diphosphate biosynthetic process. The record is from RefSeq and is a predicted model, not a curated record. Gene Ontology annotation, cellular component: ribose phosphate diphosphokinase complex; cytoplasm. Lineage: Eukaryota; Metazoa; Chordata; Mammalia; Chiroptera; Hipposideridae. The transcript is spliced from 7 exons. Gene Ontology annotation, molecular function: magnesium ion binding; ribose phosphate diphosphokinase activity; ATP binding.
UGAGCAAUUUAGAGCCGCGCGCGCAGGGCGGGAAUGUAAGAUGGCGGAGUAGCAACGCGAAGCAGUAAGUAUUGAGGUUCUGAGCCGACCUCGGUUUGCAUCUCGGCAGCAGCAGUGAUCACUGGGCAAAGAGUGCCUAGGGUAAUUGGCCAAGAUGCCGAACAUCAAAAUCUUCAGCGGCAGUUCCCACCAAGACUUAUCCCAGAAAAUUGCUGACCGCCUGGGCCUGGAGCUAGGCAAGGUGGUGACUAAGAAAUUCAGCAACCAGGAGACCUGCGUGGAAAUUGGUGAAAGUGUACGUGGAGAGGAUGUCUACAUUGUUCAGAGUGGCUGUGGUGAAAUUAACGACAAUCUAAUGGAGCUUUUGAUUAUGAUCAAUGCCUGCAAGAUUGCUUCAGCCAGCCGUGUUACAGCAGUGAUACCAUGCUUCCCUUAUGCCCGGCAGGAUAAGAAGGAUAAGAGCCGUGCUCCGAUCUCAGCGAAGCUUGUUGCAAAUAUGCUCUCCGUAGCAGGUGCGGAUCAUAUUAUCACCAUGGAUCUGCAUGCUUCUCAAAUUCAGGGCUUUUUUGAUAUCCCUGUGGACAAUUUGUACGCAGAGCCAGCUGUCCUGAAGUGGAUAAGGGAGAACAUCUCUGAGUGGAGGAACUGCACUAUUGUCUCACCCGAUGCUGGGGGAGCUAAGAGAGUGACCUCCAUUGCUGACCGAUUGAAUGUGGACUUUGCCUUGAUUCACAAAGAACGGAAGAAGGCCAAUGAAGUGGACCGCAUGGUGCUGGUGGGAGACGUGAAGGACCGGGUGGCCAUCCUAGUGGAUGACAUGGCUGACACUUGUGGCACAAUCUGCCAUGCAGCUGACAAACUUCUCUCAGCCGGAGCCACCAGAGUUUAUGCUAUCUUGACCCACGGAAUAUUUUCUGGCCCAGCCAUUUCUCGUAUUAACAACGCUUGCUUUGAAGCUGUCGUAGUCACCAAUACCAUACCUCAGGAGGAUAAGAUGAAGCAUUGUUCCAAAAUACAGGUGAUUGACAUCUCCAUGAUCCUUGCAGAAGCCAUCCGGAGAACUCACAAUGGGGAAUCUGUUUCCUACCUGUUCAGCCAUGUCCCUUUAUAAUAGAAUAAUUCCUGAGGCUUUUAAAAAAUAAAGUGAACCCCACUCCUUGUUU